This is a messenger RNA of Trypanosoma grayi, 350 nucleotides long. RefSeq lists its product as hypothetical. NCBI's taxonomy places the organism in Eukaryota, Euglenozoa, Kinetoplastea, Trypanosomatida, Trypanosomatidae. The annotation marks the transcript as partial. The record is from RefSeq and is a predicted model, not a curated record. The transcript has a single exon.
AUGGUGAAGUUCCGCUACAAUGGCGACUUCUCGGUGCAACUGUGCGGCCUGGAGAUCAACCUCGACACGGUUGGGGCAAGCGCGGAGGAGGCGGAUGAAAACUACGCUCUGCCGUUUUUUUGCCCCUUUGAGAUGACGCUGCAGGGCAUAAACCUUGACGGGAUGGUUUCCAUCGAGGUGUUCCACGAGCUGGAGGAGGACCCGCAGCAAGGACAAGACUGUGCUGUUGCUGUGCACACAGCAGUCGCGCCGCGGGUUGGAAAGAGCUCCAGCUUGCGCCCGCCCCGGUCCGCCCGCUCGGCGUCUGCGCGCGGCCGCUCUGGGUACGGUGUGCUGCUCGGCAGCGGCGG